Zea mays is the source of this 996-nucleotide messenger RNA. RefSeq names its product RING-H2 finger protein ATL2M. The record is from RefSeq and is marked validated. Gene Ontology annotation, molecular function: transferase activity. NCBI's taxonomy places the organism in Eukaryota, Viridiplantae, Streptophyta, Magnoliopsida, Poales, Poaceae. Gene Ontology annotation, biological process: protein ubiquitination.
CAACAACCAGAUCCAGCCCCCCCGGAAACCUAAGCUCCCGCAAACAAAUACCCUCUUCCCAUUCUGCCCCUCCCCCGCGCAGCAUGCCAUCCCGCCCCACGACCACAGCCCCGCCGCCGCCGCCGCCGCCGCCCACGACCACCACGUGGGGAGCGAGAGAGCCAUGUCCUUCCUUGACCCGCUCGCCUCGCUCGGCCUCGGCUACGCGAUCGCCAUCGCGUUCGGAUUCCUCGUGCUCCUCGCGUCGGUGCUGCUCGCCUCCUACUUCUGCCUCCGCCGCGGGGCCGCCAGCCAGGGGUUCGGCACCGGAGCCGGCGUCGGCGUCGGCUCCACCAGGCACGCCGCCUCCUCCGCCUCCAGCUCCGGCCACAUCUCCAUCACCGUGCCCCGCGUCGUCUUCGUCGCGGAGGACUACGACUCGCCUGGGUCCUCCUCCCGCGGCCCCGCCGCCGCGGCCUCCCCCGUCGGGCUCGACGCCUCCGUCAUCGCGUCGUAUCCGAUGGUGCCCUUCUCCAAGGCCGGGGCGGGGGCGGACACGGAGGUCGCGUGCUCCAUCUGCCUCUGCGAGUACAAGGAGGGCGAGAUGCUGCGGGUGAUGCCAGAGUGCAGGCACAGGUUCCACCUCACUUGCCUCGACGCGUGGCUGCGUCGUAGCGCGUCGUGCCCCGUCUGCCGCUCGUCCCCCAUCCCAACCCCCGUCGCCACGCCGCUCUCUACCCCACUCUCGGAGCUUGUCCCGCUGUCGCAGUAUGCCGCCGACCGUCGCCGGAGCAGGUUUGGGUGAUUAAUGGGUGAUGGAGAUGUGAACUGUUCGGCUAGAGCUACCAUAACUAGGACAAAAGUUUUUGCUUGACAGCAGUACAUUAUUGGACCCAGGAGGAAGACAUGCAGUGUACAUACAUUGUUCUUCUGUUCUAAGAUAGUGUCUAUCAAGUGAGGUUACCUGUGAUCUUAUAGUUGUACGCGGAAGAUUGUUCUAUGAAUCAUCUUAUUUCA